This is a messenger RNA of Exserohilum turcica Et28A, 3465 nucleotides long. RefSeq lists its product as uncharacterized. The transcript has 3 exons. Bases 61 to 3315 code for a protein of 1084 amino acids. Gene Ontology annotation, molecular function: nuclear import signal receptor activity; small GTPase binding. Lineage: Eukaryota; Fungi; Ascomycota; Dothideomycetes; Pleosporales; Pleosporaceae. Gene Ontology annotation, biological process: protein import into nucleus. Gene Ontology annotation, cellular component: cytoplasm; nucleus. The record is from RefSeq and is a predicted model, not a curated record.
GUUCGGCGAGAGACCACAGCAGGCAAGCUUUCUCCAGACACACAUUGUGAGAGCGUCGCCAUGGACGAGCAGCAGUUUGUCCAGCUCCUCGAGGGCCUCAUGGAGCCCAACACGGAGCGGGUCAAGUCGGCUACGUCGACGCUGAACAAGAACUACUACAACUCUCCCGCUUCUCUCAACGCCCUGCUUCAGAUUCUGUGCGGCCACCCCAAGCCUCAGCUGCGCCAAUUGGCCGCCGUCGAGGCGCGGAAGCUCGUGAACAAGCACUGGGCAAAUCUUCCCGCCGACCAAAAGAACCCUCUUCGCAACCAGCUUUUUCAGUUCACGCUGAACGAGGAAGUCACGCUGACGCGCCACUCGGCUGCUCGUGUGAUUGCCGCCAUCGCAGCCCAUGACUUUGAAGAUGGCGAGUGGGCGGACCUGCCCGGCUAUCUGCAGCAGGCUGCCACCGGCUCCAACGUCAGACACCGCGAGGUUGGCACUUACAUCAUCUAUACGACCCUCGAGGCGGUGGGCGAGUCAUUCCCUGGCAAGCCCGCCGAUCUGUACAAGCUGUUCAGCUCCACCAUCCAAGACCCCGAGAGCGUAGAGGUCCGGAUCAACACCAUGCUUGGUCUUAGCCGCAUGGCUAUGCUCUUGGAGCCCGACGAGGACCCCAAGUCGCUAGCCUUGUUCCAACAGUCGAUCCCUGCCAUGGUCAGCGUUCUCAAGGCUACCGUUGACGAAGGCGAUGAAGAUCGCGCCAUGCAGGCCUUUGAAGUCUUCCAGACCCUGCUUGGCUGCGAGUCCGCCCUGCUGGCCAAGCACUUUGGCGACCUCGUUAGAUUCAUGCUCGAGCUUGCUUCCAGCACAAAUGUGGAGGACGACUACCGCGCCCAGGCUCUUGCAUUCCUCAUGCAAUGCGUGCGCUACAGGAGGCUCAAGAUUCAAGGUCUGAGGAUCGGAGAAGAGCUGACGCUCAAGGCGCUGCACAUUGUCACCGAGUUGGGUGACAUGUCAAGCGAGGACGAAGACGUCACCCCUGCUCGCUCGGCUCUUGGUCUCCUCGAUAUUCUCGCCUCCAGCCUGCCUCCGAGCCAAGUCGUCAUCCCUCUUCUCAAGAACCUUGGCGAAUACUUCCAUGCCCAGAAUGCCGACUACCGUCAAGCCGGUAUUCUGGCUUUGGGUAUGUGUGUUGAGGGCGCGCCCGACUUCAUUGCCACCCAGCUCCACGAGAUCUUGCCUAUGGUUCUGCACCUGCUCGAGGACCCUGAGCUCAAGGUCCGAGCUGCUGCUCUGAACGGUGUUGCGCGUCUGGCUGAUGACCUUGCCGAGGAUGUUGGCAAGGAACAUGCCCGUCUGAUUCCUGCCAUGAUCAAGAACUUCGACCUUGCUGCCAGCAACCUGCAGGGUGCGGAUGAUGAGCGCAGCCUCUCGAUUGUUCGCGGCAGCUGUCACGCCAUCGACUCUCUGAUCGAGGGCUUGGAGCCCGAGGAUGCCGGCAAAUAUGUUCCUGAGCUCGUACCCCGCUUCAGCAAGCUUUUCCACCACGAGGACCUCAAGGUCAAGAGUGCCGCCAUCGGCGCUGUUGGCUCCAUUGCCUCUGCUGCCGAGAAGGCCUUCCUUCCUUUCUUCGAACAGACCAUGAGCGACUUGUCGCGAUACGUACGAAUCAAGAACAGCCAAGACGAGCUUGACCUCCGCGGUGUCACUUGCGACUCAAUGGGCAAGAUGGCUCCUGCCGUUGGCCCCGGGCCAUUCGAGCCUUACGUCCUUCCUCUCAUGGAGGCCUCGGAAGAAGCACUGCAUCUCGACCACCCCCGCCUCAGGGAGACCAGCUACAUCCUCUGGAGUACCAUGGCCAAGGUUUACGAGGAGCAGUUCGCCAAAUACCUCCCCGGUGCAGUCAAGGGACUGCAGGAUUGUCUGGAGCAAGAAGAGACUGGCCUUGAUGUUGAGCUGGGUGAGGAGGCCGCCGACCUGGCCGGAUCUGAAGUUAUCAUUCAGGGCCGCAAGAUCAAGGUUGCAGGACCUAAUGACGACGCUGAUGACGGCAGCGACCUCAAUGAAGCCGCAAUGGACUAUGAUGAGGAUGAGGACGAUUGGGACGACCUUGAGGGUGUCAGCGCCAUAGCCAUGGAAAAGGAGAUUGCCGCCGAAGUUUACGGCGACAUCAUCACACACACUCGCCGCGAAUACAUUCCCUACAUGGAGGCGACCGUCACCAAGCUGCUCGAGCUUGUAGACCACUCCUACGAGGGCAUCCGUAAGGCUGCUCUCGGUACUCUAUGGCGUACCUACGCCUGCUUGUUUGGCAUGGCAGAGGGCGAUGGCAUGGCAAAGUGGAAGCCUGGUCUUCCUCUUGCAGUCGAGACUCCGGAUGAGCUUAAGAAGCUCGCCAAUCUCGUCAUGACCGCCACCACAACCAUCUGGCAAGAUGAAAUGGAUCGGGGCACUGUCACGGACAUCAACCGUGAUGUCGCCGCGACCCUCAAGCUAUGCGGGCCUGCUGUUUUGUUGACAGAGAACGGUACAGUGGUACCUGACCUGUGCCAAAACCUCCUGGCCAUCAUCACCAAGCGUCACCCUUGCCAGCAAGAUCUCGGCGACGAGGCUGAAGAUGAAAUCUUUGACGAGUCUUCAGAAUACGACUGGCUGGUCAUCGAGACCGCGCUGGAGACUCUCACAUGUCUGUCGGUUGCGCUGGGCCCGCAAUUUGGUGAGCUCUGGAAGAUGUUUGAGAAGCCCAUUGUCAAGUACGCUAGCAGCCAGGAUGCCACUGAGCGUAGUGCCGCUGUUGGAACCAUUGCUGAGUGCGUUGGCAACAUGGGUGCGGGCUGCACACCUUACACCAGUGGUCUGCUCAAGCUGCUGCUCCACCGCCUGUCGGAUGAGGACCCAGAGACCAAGUCGAAUGCCGUGUACGGUAUGGGCUUGCUGUGCCAGAUGACAACCAACGACGACGAGAUUCUCAAGUCGUUGUCGAGCAUCUUCUCCAAGCUGGAGCCUCUGCUCGGAGCACAGGACCAGGCCCGCCUGCUCGACAACACGGCCGGCUGUGUGAGCCGCUUUAUCAGCAAGCACCCCGGCAAGCUUCCGAUCGCAGAGGUUCUGCCUCGCCUGAUCCAGCUCCUCCCUCUGCGCGAGGACUACGAGGAAAACAAGCCAGUGUUCGGCAUGAUUGUCAAGCUGUACCAGCAGAAUGAGCCCACGGUCCAGCAGCUCACGGGGGAGCUGAUGCCCAUCUUCGAGAAGGUGCUCAGCCCGCCUGAGGACCAGUUGGAGGAUGAGACUCGCGCGCAGCUUGUCGAGCUUGUGCAGUACCUGCGCAAGUAAAAGAUUUCGGUUUUGCAAAGGGGGGAAAGGAUACCCGUCGAAAGACACAAGUGAUGGAGUUGGGCACGUACACACGGUACUAUGGGAUGUGACGACGACGGACUACGAUACCAAUGUAGCAUGAAUAAAAAGUCAGUAGAUUGCAGCAAG